This is a messenger RNA of Mollisia scopiformis, 2160 nucleotides long. RefSeq lists its product as uncharacterized. Lineage: Eukaryota; Fungi; Ascomycota; Leotiomycetes; Helotiales; Mollisiaceae. The transcript is spliced from 5 exons. The coding region runs from base 1 to 2160 and encodes 719 amino acids. The record is from RefSeq and is a predicted model, not a curated record.
AUGUUCGGCACGAUGAGCAACCGCCCUCGAGUCAUCUGUCCCAUCGCAGGCUGUACCAAGACCUUUUCACGUCCAGCGGAUAGGGUUCGUCAUGUAGACGAAGUUCAUGGUGAUCUCAAUCAAUGUCCGGUCGAGGAUUACGGUUGGCAGAAAGCCAAGCGUAAGGGACGACUGGAAGCUCACAUGAGGAAAAAGCAUCCAGAGAUAUGUAGUGUUCCGCUUGAUAUGCCUGCGCAUACAUUAAGUGUCCAAAACGCAGACACAGCCGCUUUUGCUUCUUACGACAGCGGGCAGUCAAUGCAAGCGUCAGCUUCUUACACUCAAGCCCCCCUGGAAUAUUAUUGUCCACCUACAAUUCAACAAGAGACAUACUCAAAGUCGAACCAAAGGGAGGAUCAGACUUAUCCGCAGUCAUCUUAUCAGUGGCCCAUAGAUCAAAAUGUUGACACGGAGCACGACUCUGUUUAUCCUUCCAGACCUUCAACCCGUAAAUCGACAUCACAACAACCCGAGUCGAGUGCAUAUGAAUUAAGUCGCCUUGUGGCUCUUGCAAAUAGGCCUAGUCGUGCGAAGAAGCAAAUUGCCCGUUUAGAUGAAAUCAUGGAUAGCACAAGUACUCAGCUUUCCGAACCAGAUCCCGGACCGAGUAUGACCAUCGUCCCGGUUGAGCACUCAUUCUACGAUGAAGAGAUCAAAGGUGAAUCACACAAAGGAUCGAGCAUAGGCUUAAGCGACGAGGAACCGGACACAGGUAGCGUCUCCGACUUGCAUGAGAUCUUUGACGAGAGGAUUAAAUCUCUUUGGGAAAGCGAGCCUGAGCUAGCCCGUCGCAUUACCUAUCACGUAGUACCCAAGCUAUAUUUUCUCGGCCCUCUGUUCACUGGUGAUGCCUUUUCGAGCCUGAUAGAUGGAGAUGCCGCCAACGAGGACGGAGCAGACCAGGGUUCACAUCCACUAUCAUCCUCAUUGUUUCAGAACACCGGCAGUAGCUCACAUUCGACAGAGUCAAAUGACGGGAGCUCAAGCAAACGGAGUAGAGAGCAAGGAAAUGAUGGUGGCGGCGGUAAGAAGCCACGCCGUCAUGAUAAGUCUGCACCUUCUCGAGCAUCUAAAGACAAGUGUGUAGUGGCCAAGCUCAAAUGUGUUUUCUAUGCAAAGUGUUUCGUCACACAUUGUUUCAAAGACGGGCGGGUAUCCAAGACAUCAGGGUUUAGUGAGUGUCAUUACAUGCUAGACCAUAUAAAAGACUACCACACGACUGUGCGAUGCCAGCGAUGUCAUCAGCCUUUCGAGGGUGAUGGUGCCAUUUCAAGCAAAAACGAGCAUCAGAAGAUCUGCAAUGCUCAGGCGCGGACUAUUACUGACGAUGUCAUUGACUGCGAUACGAAGGCUAAGUUGAACGAGAAUUUGAACAGACUCGUGACGCGAGCAUGGUCAUUGGAGAAUGAAGACCAUGAAAUGAAAGAUUGGAUAUCUGUCUACAUCCAAGCUUUUACUGGUAUAACGAAGCCGACAGCUGAGCUGAACGAUACCGAGCUUAAAAGACUACGCAAAGGCCAGCGCGAGCUAGCCAAGUGUCUCUUCGGAUGCGUCGCUACGUCUCAAGCCGAAGCUGACUCUCCCCCUCCACCCGACUUUCAGGGACAAACGCAAUUCUUUCAGAGAUGUCUUGCUAUCACACUUGAUCUCUUAAGCAACCCAGCAUCAAAUACAGCAAGCUCUCCUGACUCAAACAUUGCACAGCAACUGGAAACUUUUCUAAAGCAGAACAUGAUGUCUGCUGUUACUUCGGGCUCUGACAACCAAGCAAUGAAUAAUUAUGGAUUGGCGACAGCAACGCUCUGUCAUGAAUCCCAUGGUCCUACAGACACGAGUGAAGUGAGCGCUGAGCAAGCUCAGGGCUUAACACCAGCAUCACAGCAGACAUUCCCCUUGACCCGGGAAGCGGCAGUGGAAGCGCCAACAAUGCCUCUUCCAGAUCUAGAGGGUACCCUACCAGAAGCUGUCCCAGAGAACACGGAGAUGUCGACGAAAACAUCAAGCUUACUCUCGAACGCAUCAGAGUGCCAAUUAUGCAACGGGUCUGGGUGGGUACUUUCGUGGAUGUCUUAUUCUCCUGAUCAAUGGGAUAUCUGCCCUUGUACAGUGUAUGUUGUUUGA